Vanessa atalanta (red admiral) is the source of this 2358-nucleotide messenger RNA. RefSeq lists its product as uncharacterized. The record is from RefSeq and is a predicted model, not a curated record. Gene Ontology annotation, biological process: phospholipid metabolic process; arachidonate secretion. Bases 198 to 1874 code for a protein of 558 amino acids. NCBI's taxonomy places the organism in Eukaryota, Metazoa, Arthropoda, Insecta, Lepidoptera, Nymphalidae. The transcript has 6 exons.
CAGACGUCACCGCCAUCUUGGAUUACUUUUUUAAAUCGCGCGAUGUGCUUUUUAUUGAAGGAGUUAUUGUAAAAAGUUCGAAUAUCAAAUAAGUGUUCGUGAUAAAAUUGUGGUUUAUGAUUUGUGAUAAGUGAAGACGAACAACGGCUUUAAAGUUAGAUGGGACAAUUAAAAUGUACCACAGCGCGCGGUGAAAAAUGAAGCUUGAAAUUAGUGCCAUAAUAUUAUUAAGUUAUUUUACUGUUGUGUUGUCUAAGUCUUUUGAUAUUCGAAAAUUUAAUGAUAAAAAUGAAAACGAUAUUGAUAAUGACAUAAUAGACUUCGAUGAUGAAUAUUCUGUCAAAUAUGAUAAGAAAUAUCAAGUGCUUCCGUGGGAUUCGAGUGAUUUCAACAAAGAUUCAUACAAAUACACCAUCGCGAGAGAUGAAGACACACAUACACAAAACAAAGAUGAAGAUGGAAAAGACAGAGAAACAAAAAAACAAACUACUAAAAGUCCAUACAAUGACACCACCGAAGUAACGACAGAACCCAGUGCAAUACCUAUAGAAUUACUAAGUACAACUGAAAAUUCUUUAAUAACAAUCGCAGAGAGUACAUCGGAACCUGAUUUAACUGUAAUUCCUCUAGCAUCUACAGAAAAAGUACCAUUUGUUAUUGUAAUUAACCAAACAGUCACUUUACCAGUUUCAACAGAAACACCCGAAGAUGUGAAUUCAACUACAGUAUUCUAUGAAAUGACAACAAGAUCAACGAAUUUCAAUGAAACAACACCGGAAACUAAUACAAAUAAAAUAAUAACUAAUGAAUCACAAUUGAAUUAUACAUUUGAAUCAUUUACAGAAAAUCCAGACAUAAAAUCUAUAGACGAGGAUUCAACAGAAGCUUUUAUAGUUAUUAAAAAUUUAACAAAUAAAGUACUAAAUAAAACUGAUAGUGUUCAAGAUACAAAAGUAAAUCGAAAAGGUAAUAAAAGGGAUAGUAAUGAAGAAGUCCCGAUAUUUACAGAAUUAGAUGUUGAAGAUUUAACAGAGGUGCCUGAAGAUUACUACGACACUAAAGACAUCGUUCCUACACCUGCUCCCAAGACAGAUGCUCUCUCAGUAAUAUUCGGGUUCGCUGGCAGUGUUGUUGAAAGUGUUGUGGAAAGUGUAGCUGAAAGAGUCGUUCCCAAGGGUUUAUACGAUUUAUUUAAACGAAUGCAAAGACAAAGUGAGUUAUUAGAAGCUGAGAAGUUGAGGAGUCGAGAAGAAAAUGGAGGAAUCGGUCAAUUUACUCGUGGAGUAAUCAAAACUAUUUCCUCGGGCUUGAGUAGGCCCCUCAGCCAGCUAAUGGCUGGCGCCAGGGACAUUGGUUCUUUGGACAGCGAUCAUGGCUUCAUCGGUAGCUUGGCUUCUGGCGUGACCAGUGUUGCAAAUGUUGCAAAUUCGAUGGUCGAUGUUUUUAAGGACAGAGUUCAAGCGAUUUAUCCUGGCACGAUCUGGUGUGGUGAUGGCCAUUCACCCCAAGCACGUUCUGGAGAUCUAGGUCUCUUCUUCUUCACCGACACAUGCUGUAGACAGCAUGACGCCUGCAAGAUGUACAUCUCAGCUGGUGAAACAAAGUUCGGUCUCACUAACACCGGACUUUUCACACGGUCUCACUGCAGUUGCGACGCAAAGUUCCGCGAGUGCCUCCGAAAGACUAACUCACUCGUGUCAGCGCAGAUCGGUCUCACCUACUUCAAUGUCUUGGGUCCGCAGUGCUUCAGGAAAACCCACCCUAUCGUCCGCUGUGUGAGACGUACGAGAAUAACAGGCCUCAAGUGUGAAGAAUACGAAUUGGAUUACACGAAACCGAAAAUGUGGCAAUGGUUUGACAACGAAACUUAUUAAUAACAAAAUCCCACGUGAAAAAGACGUAAUUAAUGAUAUUCAAAAUGGCUUAACAUGCGAAAUUUGACCUUAUUCUUUAAAGAUUAAGAACCAUUAUAAGUUCAAUCUUAAGCCUUUUUAACUUAUGCAUGUUGUGUAAGAAAUAAGAAUAAUUUCGCAUCGACUGUGUAUAAUUGACACAGCCAUAAUUGUUUGGGUAUAAUUGUGUUAAGUUGGUAUGUUUCUCAAAAAUGUGUUUUCGUGAUAAAAAGUAUGGCCUAUGACCAAUGAUUGUAAAUAUAAAAUAUUCCAGAUUUUCCUCUAUUUCUUCUUCAUUUUGUUACGAAAAAUCCUGUUUUACCGACGUUUCAUUUAAUCGGUAAAACAGACUUCUUGAUACGUAAAUGUCGUAGCAAUAUUUAAACUAUUAAGGGUACGUAUAGGGCAAUAAAUCAAACACAACUUACGUUUAUUUUUUUUUAUAUAAGAAACAUCAGAAUAUAUA